CAAGAAUGUAAUGGCUUAACCUUAGCCUUUUCUCAUCUCAACUCUGCUUCCAUAACCAUAUGUUGCAACUUGAACAAAGAUAAGGUCAUUCAAACUCUUCUCAACACACACAUUUCUUACACUUUCAUGGCUACUAACAUUGGAAUUCUACUGCUACUAAUUGUGGCAUCAUCACUAGCACAAGCUGCACAGCAUGUAGUUCCAUGGAUGAUUCCUACUACUCAAGGCUCCUCCUUCUACUCCAAUUUGCUUGCUAAAACUACAUUCAAUCUAAACGACAUUCUUGUCUUCAACUACACAACUGGGACACAUAAUGUUGUCACGCUUUCAAAGGAUGAUUUCAAAGAUUGCAGUGUCAAGAACAAGAUGGAAACAUUUGAGGUUGGACCUACAAUGAUCAAGCUCAAUCGAACCGGAGAAUACUAUUUCGCCUGCGCCUUCCCGGCUCAUUGCUCUCUUGGCCAGAAGCUUAGUGUCAAUGUCAUGGCCUCUUCUUCUUCCCCGGAGGCUGCACCAGCCGUGGCUCCUUCGUCCCCGGCGUCACGCCUCUCUGUUGCUGCUACUUUCUCUGUUCUUCUCAUGCUCAUUGCCAUAAGCAUCUUGUUCUAGAAUUUGUAUCAGCUUGAUCCAUUUUAGCAUGAAAGCACUUCCAAGUUAUGUGUGUUACAAUUUUACUAGGGUGUCUCAUUGUUCAUGUUCAUGUUUAUUUUGUAAGCUUUUGUUUCCAGCUGCAUUGAAAAUGGAAUGAAUUAAUGAAUAAAAUGAUACUACUAUGGAUUUUUUGUA
This is a messenger RNA of Arachis duranensis, 786 nucleotides long. RefSeq names its product mavicyanin. NCBI's taxonomy places the organism in Eukaryota, Viridiplantae, Streptophyta, Magnoliopsida, Fabales, Fabaceae. The transcript has 2 exons. Bases 127 to 609 code for a protein of 160 amino acids. The record is from RefSeq and is a predicted model, not a curated record. Gene Ontology annotation, cellular component: plasma membrane. Gene Ontology annotation, molecular function: electron transfer activity.